GUGAGAACGAAAAUCACACCCAUCUAUAGAGCCUCUAAAGGAGGGGCCUGUCACUCAUGCCUAUCGAUGCAUUAAGGCCACCAGGUGAACGUUUCACCUCAGUCUUGCUUUCUUUUCUCUCUGACAAGAUAGAAUAAGUCUUUGAUUUUUUUAAAAGUAUUAUUUAUUAUUACUUAGCUGUACUAAAAACUUAGCUCUAAUAUUUUGCUGUAAUCAGGUGAACUCCCUUUCUGAAAAUGGAUAAGUUUCGGAUUAUGCUCCAGUUUUUGCAAGCCAACCAAGAGUCCUUCAUGAAUGGCAUAUGUGGGAUCAUGGCUCUGGCAAGUGCUCAAAUGUAUUCCUCCUUUGAGUUUACCUGUCCUUGCCUUCCAGACUACAAUUACGCGUAUGGAAUCGGCAUUCUAAUAGUGCCACCGAUAUGGUUCUUUUUACUUGGAUAUGUACUUAACAACAACAUAUCAGUGUUAACUGAAGAAUGGAAGAGACCGAUGGGCAAGCGCAGAAAAGAUCCAGCGGUUUUGCGCUACAUGUUCAGCUCCAUGACGCAGCGCGCUCUUAUCGCUCCAGCUGUAUGGAUAGCCGUAACUUUAAUGGAUGGCAAGAGCUUUUUGUGCGCUUUCACUCCCACAGCGGAUUUAUCCGAGUUCGUCAACGUGAGCUAUCAAAGCUUCCCCAAAAAUGAGCUUAUGAAAUUACAAGCAAGGAUUCCAUGCAAUGACGUAUUUGAUGGGCAUGAGAUUAUAUCCAGAGAAGCGGCCACUAGGUACAUUCGCUGUUUGUCACAGGCCUGUGGAUGGACCUUUUUAAUGAUAAUAACUUUAAUAGCCUUCUUGAUAAGGGCGAUAAGACCUUGUUUUACUCAAGCCGCUUUUCUUAAAACCAAAUACUGGUCACACUACAUUGAUACAGAGCGCAAACUAUUUGACGAAACGUGCAAAGAGCAUGCCAAGAGCUUCGCUAAGGUCUGCAUACAGCAAUACUUCGAGAGCAUCAGUGGUGAAAUUGUUCCACAGCUCCACCUACCCAUAAAGAAAGGAAAAGGUAAAAAAGAUGAUGAUGAUGGAGAAAAACAGAAGAGUGACGAGGAGAAGCUUCUUGGGGUCCGUAAAGAAGAAGACAUGAAUAAAGUCCUGUGGAACUGGCACACAUGUAAACCUGCACUAAUGCUGAAUAAACGUGCUGAAGAUAUGAACGGACAUGCUCACUUGGAUACUCACAGCAUCUCUGAUGAGCGGCACACUCGGACACCUAAGAAAAACACAGCUGUGGCAUACUACUCCAAAGUCUGACUUCAUGUUUUAAUCUUAUGAAGAACUGAAUGAAGUGCUUUAGCAAUACUCAAUGUCAAGAUAGUCCUGUUUUGCUAUCUCAUUGUAUGUAACUUUUAUUUUAUUAUUUUAUAUCCUCCUUUUGUAAACAUAUUGUUUUGUUAUCAUAAGUAAAUGAGAACAUAAAUAGGAUAUCAUGGGAUUGUCUGUGAUAAUGUAAAGUAACGUGUUAAAGCUGUGACCAAUAUGAUAAUAAUAAUAGAACGAUGAUGACAAUGUUAAUGAUAUGGCACCUUUUCAUCUCCUUUUAGUUUCUUAUAUAACAAAUUAUCUCUUAUUAAAAUUAAGUUAUAAUUCGGCUAGAGUUUGUCUAUAUAAUCCGUCAGUUCCUCAAGGAUUUAUCAACAACUGGUUAUUUUUUCUGGUAUUUAUCCUCACCCACUAAUGGCAAGUUUCUAUGGCAACUAAGUGAUCAGAUUAGUUUACCACAUCCUAAAUUAUGUUCCUCACAGGAAAUGUUAUUAGAUAUUGCAUCUCUACCAAUUAAAUAUAAAAUCCUCUCAGAGAUUGCAUCUUUGGAGGCUUCACUAUAGAAAUUCAUUGCUGUUUGAUUGCAGUUGUCUAAAUGGUUUCGUAACUCU
Molecule: messenger RNA, 1909 nt
Organism: Megalobrama amblycephala (Wuchang bream)
Lineage: Eukaryota; Metazoa; Chordata; Actinopteri; Cypriniformes; Xenocyprididae
Gene: calhm1a
Product: calcium homeostasis modulator 1
Exons: 2
Coding region: 237-1289 (350 amino acids)
Molecular function (GO): monoatomic cation channel activity
Source: RefSeq, a predicted model, not a curated record